AUGAAUUUAUCAAAAUAACAGGAAGAAGCUCCAAUCAUUUAAAAAGGGAUUCAAUUAACUAAGUAGGAUAAAGUAAAUAAAUAUAGAUAUUAAAUGAAUAGAUUUAUCAUUUUGAUAUGUUAUCUUGGGCGUCUGCAGGUGCUACCUUAGUUUCAAUAUGGUAAAUAAUAAUACCGUUUACACUCUUUUCUUUGAAUAAACCAUAAUUGAUUUUAGGAAUUACGAGUAUCUUUUUUCUUUUGAUCAGUUUGGUGGUUUUAUAUUGGAGUCAUAAGGGAUACAAUUUUUAUAAGAAAGUAAUGUAUAAAAAUUUAAAUUUGUAGGAUAAGAAUGAUGAAUAAAUGCCUUUGCAAGCUUGGCAUAUUGAAGGCUUGAUCUAUGUUAUUAGUUUCAUUUUAAUAGCAUUAUAUGCAAGUUGUUUCUUUGGCAUAUUAGAAAAUGAAGGAUAUUCAUGGGCUUUAAUGGCUGCUUAAGGAGUUCCAGUAAAUACAGCUUAAAAGGAAGCUUUCAUUAUUGUUUUAUCUUAAUUGAUACUAAUUUUAGUGGAUUUAGUGCUUUUAGCUUAUUAUACUAAAGUAUCAUACCAUCUAGAAUUUUAACCAAUGAAUUUGCCAUCUUUAUUAGGUUGGUUUUUGACAAUGUAAAAUUAUAAUUAUGAUUAAAGAUUUAUCUUUAUGUGUUGUAUAACAAUAGGAGAUACAAAUUAUUUACCAUCAAAAUUAGGUGGGAUAGUAGAUAAAGAAAGUAUGGAGAAAGCAAAGGGAGCACAUACAUCAAUAUUUUGGACUUGUUUAAUAGGUUUAAUAUUUUCUUUAUUUACAUUGUUUGAAUAAAGAUCAAUAUAAUAAGAAGUAUUUCCAAAAGUGAAAUUUUAUUUUUUACCUUUCCUUUUAAUAAUGGUGGCUAGUGUAUUUUUAAUAUCAAAUUCUUUAAAUUUCUUAUAUGCUUCAAGUUAAUCUAUUUAAGAAUUGAAGAAAGAUUGUAAAUCAACAAUUUAAACAUUCUCUUAAACAUAUAUAGAUUCAAUAGGAUGUCCAGCUAAAUAUAAGACAGUGAAUAUAUAAGGUAGUAAUUAUUUUGAUAUGUAUUGUUCAUAAGAUGAGGUUGGAAUAGUAUGGGAAAAUGAAGUAGAUAAACCAAAUUCAGAAAAAAGGAAUCAAUUAGCUUGUAUGAAUUUGUCUUGUUGUUAUUUAGUAAGUGAAGAAAGAACUCUAUUUUAUAAACAAUAUUUUUUUUAUUCAAUAUUGACUGCAUUUUUAGGAUUUAUAGCAGCAGGUCAUUGUUUUGAUAUAGCUCUUUAAGAACCAAAUGUUAUAAAGGCUGGACCAUCUGUUUAUUCAUAAACAUAAUAUAUAGUAUAAAUAGUUUUGGCAUUAUUUUCAAUUAUUCUUGGAAUUUAUUUGUCUAUAAAAUAUAAUUAGAAAGUACCAAUAAAAUUACCAGAAUUUAAUUAUAAGGAUUAAAUAAAUUUAGAACCAAAAUAUUUUACUAAUUUAACACCAUUAUCUUCAAUACCAUAAUGUUAAGAAGUGAGAGAUUAACAUAAUAAAGCAUUUAAAGUUCAUUUUGAUCAUAAUGCUUGUGCAGGUUAAGCAAAAUGUUCUAGAAUGGGAUUUCAUGCUUGUUUAGAAUCAUAAAAUGGAAUUUUUUAAUUAUUACCAACAUUUCAAGAUUAAGAAAUAGCAAUUUUUGGUAAUCAUGCAUAUGAUCCAUAUGUUCUUUAAAAAGCAUUAAAUGGUGAAUAAACUACUGAUAAAUUAUGUUUUGAAGGUUUAGAAGGACCUAUAAAUUAAUUAUUGAAUUCAAAAGUAUAUAUAUGUCAUCCUUCAGAUAAAGAAGCAAUUGUUAAAUUUUAAACAAAAGAAAAAGAAAUUAUUUUUGAAUAAAUGAUUUAAUAUUAAGAAAAAGAAUUUGAUUUAAUUAGAACUGUUAAAUUACCUUAACUUUCUCAUAAUAAAAGAAAUCAUAAGGAUUUAGAUGAAACAAGUGAAGAAGAAAGUUUAGGAUAGUAUACUACAGUAACUUUAAUUGUUAGUGAUGCUGAAACAUUUGAACCUAUUGUUGGAGCAACAGUUACAAUGUACCAAGAUGUGGAUAAAUGUUAGGAAUUAAAUCAAAAUAUAUAUUAUCCUAUUAGAAUUACUCAUACUAAUUCUACAGGAAUGAUUAGUAUAUAUAAUGUUUAGAUGAAAGACAAAAGAUAAACUUUCAAUCUUAUUAUUAGAUAAGAUGGAUAUAUGUUUAAUUGUUUAAUUGUACUCACAAUAAAUUUAUAUUUAGUCUGAUCAUUUAAAGCCAUUCAAAUAAAAUAUAUUCCAUGUUCCAUUAGCAAAAUCACUUACAGAUCAAUAAGAAAUGAAAGUAUUACUUUGGCAUUAAAAUCCUAAAUUAAAUUUAGAAUUAGGUUCAAAUGUACUCUUAAAUAAGAAUUAAUAAUGUAGUGUUGGCUUUUUCUUUUCAGAAUGUUCCUUUAUGAAAUUCACAUCUAAUCCAAAAAGCAAAAAUUAAAUUUCAAGAGUUAUAACUCUAGAAAAGAUAAUAUAAUUUAAUUAUAUUUUUUUUGUUAGACAUCUCCCCAUCAAUUCUGAUAUUAUAGAAGUUGUUAACAAUAAAGGUUUAUCUCUUGUAGCAAAAUUAUAAGCAGAAUUAUAAUAAGAAAUAGCAGAAUUUUAAAAAGCAUAACCUAAAGUCUCAAUUUAUUCAAAGAAGAAUCCUUAUCCACAUAUACAUGAAAUGCCUCAUACUUUAUCAGCUGAAAUUGAUACUACUCCUGAUUUACUCAUAUGGCUUUCCUUUUGUAUGAAUGGUAAAAUUGGCCCUGAAUCAAGUACACCUAUUAAUCACUUUUGGGAAAAGAAAGAUGAAUCCAAAUUUUGGUAACGACAUACUGUUUAACCAAAUACUUUACCAGAUUCUUCCAUUUGCGAUAAAAUGUAUAAAUAAUAAUAAUGA
Paramecium pentaurelia is the source of this 2952-nucleotide messenger RNA. The record is from the annotation of a GenBank genome assembly. Lineage: Eukaryota; Ciliophora; Oligohymenophorea; Peniculida; Parameciidae.